GCAAAAUGCUUUUUCUAGAGUGAAAACCCCCAUACAAGAUAAACCAUCCAAACCAAACCCUCUUUUCUCCAAACAUAUCUCAGAAUAAAUUAUAUUUUAUUUCUUGGAAACUGCAAGGUUAAUCUUAGUAGCAGCACCCAAACCAAAGCUGAAAAUAGUAUAUUUUCUGUAUUCAUUCACUCAUUCUCACUGCAUCAAAAACCAAAACACAACAACUUAGAGAAAACAAAACCAAACCAAACAAGAACAACUUGAAGAUGAUAACAUUAAUAGAUUUCUACCAUGUUAUGACAGCAAUGGUUCCACUUUAUGUAGCCAUGAUCUUAGCUUAUGGUUCAGUAAAAUGGUGGAAAAUCUUCUCUCCUGAUCAAUGUUCAGGAAUCAACCGUUUCGUUGCUUUGUUUGCAGUUCCUUUACUUUCCUUCCAUUUCAUUGCUUCCAACAAUCCAUACAAAAUGAACCUACGGUUCCUCGCCGCAGACACACUCCAGAAAAUCAUAGUCAUAACCGCUCUAAUCAUUUGGGCUAAUGUUAGCAAAAGAGGUUGUUUAGAAUGGACAAUAACACUGUUUUCCAUUUCAACUCUUCCGAACACUUUGGUUAUGGGAAUACCUCUCUUGAAAGGGAUGUAUGGUGAAUUCUCAGGGAGUUUGAUGGUGCAAAUUGUGGUUCUUCAGUGUAUAAUUUGGUACACUUUGAUGCUGUUCAUGUUUGAGUAUAGAGGAGCGAGAAUGCUUAUUUCUGAACAGUUUCCGGAUACUGCUGGCACCAUUGUUUCCAUUCAUGUGGAUUCUGAUGUGAUGUCGUUGGAUGGAAGACAGUGUUUGGAAACAGAAGCUGAAGUUAAAGAAGAUGGGAAGCUUCAUGUUACAGUGAGAAAAUCAAAUGCUUCAAGAUCGGAUAUAUAUUCAAGAAGAUCUCAUAAUUCUCAUGCAAAUACAACACCUCGUGCUUCAAAUCUGACAAAUGCGGAGAUAUACUCUUUGCAAUCUUCUAGGAAUCCAACUCCAAGAGGGUCAAGUUUCAACCACACAGAUUUCUAUUCAAUGAUGGGUCGUAAUUCGAACUUUGGUUCUUCAGAUUUGAAGGGAACAACACCGAGAAGUUCUAACUAUGAUCUUCCAACAACGGGGAAUAAUUAUCCUGCACCGAACCCUGGAAUGUUCUCUCCCAAGAAUGUUGCUGCUAAGAAGGCUAAUAAUAGUAGUAAUAGUAAUGGUCAAGUUGCUGUGAAAACUGAUGAUCUUCAUAUGUUUGUUUGGAGUUCAAGUGGCUCUCCGGUUUCUGAUGUGUUCGGUUCUCAUCUUGAAUAUGGAGGAACAGGAACUGGAACUGGAAAUGGAGUUCAAGUUCAUCAUGAUCAGAAACAAGUCAAGUUGAAUCUCUCUCCCAGAAAAGGGGAGGGUGAAGAGGUGUACAUAGAUGAAUCUAGGAAUGAGGAAAGUGGAAAGGGGAACCCUAAAGUUAUGCCACCAGCAAGUGUAAUGACAAGGCUAAUAUUGAUAAUGGUUUGGAGAAAACUUAUCAGAAAUCCAAACACAUAUUCGAGCAUUAUAGGCUUAAUUUGGUCACUUGUUUCAUUCAGGUGGAAUAUUGAAAUGCCUGCCAUCAUAGCAAACUCUAUUUCUAUAUUAUCAGAUGCAGGACUUGGCAUGGCCAUGUUCAGUCUUGGUUUGUUUAUGGCUUUGCAACCAAGGAUCAUAGCAUGUGGUAAUUCUGUAGCAACUUUUUCGAUGGCCGUUAGAUUCCUUACCGGUCCAGCUGUCAUGGCAGCUGCUUCCAUUGCUGUUGGUCUUCGAGGAACCCUCUUGCAUGUUGCCAUUGUUCAGGCAGCUCUUCCACAAGGAAUUGUCCCAUUUGUUUUUGCCAAGGAAUACAAUGUACAUCCAGAUAUUCUCAGCACAGGGGUAAUUUUUGGGAUGUUGAUUGCAUUGCCCAUAACGUUGGUUUAUUACAUCUUGUUGGGGCUAUGAAUGGAUAUCAAAAUGAAGAUUACAUUUGGCAUUCAUGCAAGGAAUUGCUUAAUUGAGGCUUCUAGCUUAGACCAAGAGAAAGAAAAAACAUCACCAUUAUUACUAUUUAAGAAUAAUAGGAACCAACCAAUUAGUUUUAGUUUUCUUCUUUAAAUAAAUUGUUCUUGUUUAGUGAAAAAUGUAUAAUCAUGCUAGUACCUAGUGGAGUAGUUGAUUUUAUAAAAAAGCUAUGGUUAUUAUCUUGUUAGAUUUCAAACUUAAAAUGUUCUCAUAUUGCAAUUUGCAC
This is a messenger RNA of Vicia villosa (hairy vetch), 2259 nucleotides long. RefSeq names its product probable auxin efflux carrier component 1c. The record is from RefSeq and is a predicted model, not a curated record. Gene Ontology annotation, cellular component: endoplasmic reticulum; plasma membrane. Lineage: Eukaryota; Viridiplantae; Streptophyta; Magnoliopsida; Fabales; Fabaceae. The transcript is spliced from 6 exons. The coding region runs from base 258 to 1973 and encodes 571 amino acids. Gene Ontology annotation, biological process: auxin polar transport; auxin export across the plasma membrane. Gene Ontology annotation, molecular function: auxin efflux transmembrane transporter activity.